CCCUCCUUCGAAGCAGGCCUAACCUAAAUGGCCGAGACGCCGCCGAGGCGCCCAGCCAUGCCUCUUCUUCCCAACCUCCGGUGGUGGCUGGGCGGCGCACCGGCGGCGGCCGCCUGAGCCCGCCGCAUUGCCUGGGGGGAGUCGUGCUAGGAAUCCUACCGAACACGGGGCCUCGACGGGCUUGAGCCGAGGGCGCGCGCGGAGUACGUGCCGCCGAUGCCAGGCACCCACGAUGCACGACCACCUCGCCGCCCUCCUCCUCCGCGGCAGCGGCGGGCACCACCACUCGCACCCGCGCGCCGUCCACGGCGCCGCAGUCAAGCUCGGCUGCCUCGCCUCCACCUACCUCUGCAACAACCUCCUCCUCUCGUACCAGGCCCGCGGCCACCUCGCGGACGCGCGGGGCGUGUUCGACGAAAUGCCCCGCCGCAACGUCGUCUCCUGGUCCGUCCUCAUCGCGGCCUCCUCCCGCCUCGGCGUCCUCGGGGAUGCGCUCUCGCUGUUCGCCGGCAUGCUUCGCGGCGGGGAACGCGACCGACCCAACUCGUUCACGGUCGCCGCGCUGGUGGCCGGGUGUGCCCGUGCCAAGGACGCUGUCGCGGGCGAGCAAGUGCAUGCUUCCGCGGUCAAGCUUGGCGUCGACGAGGACGAGAGUGUUGCGGGGACGCUGGUCGACAUGUACGCCAAGUGUGGUCGCGUGGGCUCGUCAUGGCGGGCGUUUGUGCUCACGCCGCAGAGGAGCGUUCUGAGCUGGACAAGCAUGAUCGCUUGCCUCGUCAACCAUGGGGAUUCAGGGUACCGUGACACAGCUAUUGUCCUAUUCAAGAAGAUGCUGGUUUUGAAGGUUUGGCCAACAAAUGCUACGUUUUCUUGCAUCCUGAAGGUGUUUGAUGUGCCUGAGUUGCUCCCCAGCGGAAAGCAGGUUCACGGCUGCUUGGUGAAGAUGGGGACUGAGGUAGAUCCUGCGUUAGGAACUGCUCUUUUGGCAAUGUAUGGUAGAUGUGGUGGAAUGGAUGAGAUAACUAGGUUGGCUUGCCGGAUAAGGCAUGAUGCGUUCUCCAGGACUUCGCUGCUUACAGCCUAUGCACGUAAUGGCUGCAAUAUGGAGGCGGUUCGAGUUUUCCGGGACAUGUUGAUGGGUCAUAUGCCUAUUGACCAGUCAGCUAUAACUAGCCUGCUGCAGGUUUGUUCAUCACUAGGACAACUUAGAGUGGUCAAGGAGAUUCAUUGCUAUGCUCUAAAGAAUUUUUUUAGGUUGGAUACAUUACUUCUGAAUGCUAUUGUCACUGUUUAUGGCAAAUGUGGUGAUAUAGCAAGUUCAGAGAUUGUAUUUAAUACAUUGGAAAACAAGGACACAAUAUCCUGGACAGCUUUAUUAACUUGCUAUGUGCAGAAUGAUCUUUCUCAGGAGGCACUAUUCUUCUUUAGGGAAAUGGUUCGAAAGGGGCUAGAAUCAUCAAUAUUUUGCAUCACAAGUGUGUUACGGGCCUGCUCUGCCACUUCUAGUCUUUCUUGUGGAUGGCAAAUUCACUCCAGGGUGGUUAAGUUAGGGGUUGAUGAUGACACCUCUGUGGAGAAUGCCCUUGUAACAAUGUAUGCAAAGUGUGGAGUUGUUCAGGUCGCAUUGAAGAUUUUUAAUUCAAUGAGGAAUAGGGGUAUUAUCUCUUGGAAUGCGUUAAUCACAAGUUUUUCUCAGCAUGGCAAUGAGGUGGCAGCCAUUCAGCUAUUUGAUAUGAUGCAAGAAGAAAUGGUGUGUCCUGAUGAUUAUACUUUUGUCGGACUAUUGUCGUCUUGUAGCCGAAUGGGCCUAGUUGCAGAGGGUUGUGAAUACUUCAAACAGAUGAAGACCAAGUACAAUCUGGAGCCCAAGAUGGAACAUUACACAUGCAUGGUUGAUCUAUUUGCCCGUGCUGGAAGAUUUUCUGAUGCGAUGAAAUUCAUUGAUGCCAUGCCUUGUCAACCAGACCAACUGGUGUGGGAAGCUUUGCUAGCUUCAUGUAGGGUUCACGGUAAUUUGGAUUUAGGAAGAAUGGCAGCAAAGAAGAUUCUGGAAAUUAAACCAGAGGAUCCUUCACCAUAUAUUAUAUUAUCCAGCAUUCAUGCUUCAAUUGAUAUGUGGGAUGAAAAAGCCCGGAAUCGAACUUUAUUAGACUUCCAGCAAUUGAGGAAGGACGUGGGAAGUAGUCAGCUUGAUUCACAAGGAUUUUCAGAUGAUAUAUUUAACGCAUUACAAGUUGGAGUAACAUAAGACUGAUGAUGUGCUGAUGCUUCCUUUUCUGUGGAGAGGGAACUAAGAUGCAUCGCCAAACUUUAUGGGUAAUAUUGAUCUCCAAGACAGAAUCAUUAACUCUACACAAUCUGAAAGUGACCAUAGAGUUGAGCCAUUUUACCCCACAUUGGGACAGGGCAGACGAGGAGUCUCAAUUGAGCUUGCAUGCUCGUGGGCAAACUCAUGGCAGCAGCAGAACAUGACUGAAGAGGUUGCGCUGGAAUGAGCUCCAAGCCCUUGUCCAAUCUGCCACCACCACGAGAUCUGUUGGCCUGCUUGCUGCUGAGGUAAUAAGGAAGAAAACCAAUGAGGGAGAAGACAAUAGAAAAGUUGGCCGUGGUGACAUUAUGCCAAUGAAGGACUAAACUUGGUGACAUUUUACUCUAUAGAAAAAGAGCAAAGGCAUAUACAUUGGGUGCAGGACAGAUAGAGAUAAUUCUUGCUGUUGACUGUGCUCUGUACAUUCAUGCACUGAAGGAAUGCCUGAAGCCUUGUGACUAUGUUUGCAAUUUGCAAAUGCAGCAAGUUACACUACCAGAAAAUGCCAGUGAAAUUUCAUGAUCUGAACAUAGACUAGAGAAUGGUUGGGGAUUGGAGCAACUGGUAAAGGAUGGAGAAGCAACUAGCCCUAGGCUGUGAAUAUUGACCAACUGAUGAGGUGAUGAUGGACCUCUCAAGCAGGUAGUACUCAAGCAAGUUUAACACGAGCUCAUUGUGUCAUUCUAGAGACAGGCAUGGUAGAUGGUAUGAACUACUUCCGCUGGAGGUGAAUAAAACAUAUCACUGAUUUAUUACUAUAUAAAUCAAUUGCUGAAGAAUCUGAUAUCUGCCAACUUGGAGUUGACAUAACCAUCGCUUUGCAGGUUUUUUUUUUUUUUUGAUGGGAAUCGCUUUGCAGCUUCAGAUGAUUAUAAAUCUCUUUUGCUUCCUUGGUGUUGUAUAACUUCCUACUGGAGAUACUGUAGAGUGCAAAUCUUUUCACUUUUAUAUGAGUCGUAGAAUGCAUAUCAUGGAACUUUUUCUACAAGGGAAAGAAGAUUUAUUAGUUCAUUUGUGCAUACCUACAAAUAUGAAAUUAUUAUUUGAAAGAACUACAAGAGUAAGAUUAUACCUCAAUUAUGCAAGUUUGUGUUAUAUUUGAUACAUAGCAUGUUAGAAUUUCAAUGGUUACUCUCAUUGAGAAGAGGAUGGCACUCGAGAUGGGGCAAUUUUCUGGUUUUCUUCAUUCACAAAACACAAAGCCAUAUCCUCCCAAAGAGGAUUGGAUACACAUUUAUAGCUGCUUGUAGCAGCCAUGCUAGGGCAAGAGGGUGCUGUUCUAGAGCAUCCCAACAAACUGUCCUAGAGCAUCUCAACAAACUGCUGUCCUAGCUGUCCUAGAGCAUCCAAACUGAAAGUAGAGAUGCUGUCCUAGAAAGCUAAAAAGCAAGAAAAAGCACCACAAGACCAAGACCAACCAGCCAAGACUUAUUCCUACAUUCUCCCCCUAAGUCUUGUGCGCCGUCUUGUGGGAAAGUUGAGCCAUCCCGAUCCGGGAGCAGAGCUCAAGGAACUUGAUCCUCCCAAGGGGCUUGGUGAGCAAAUCCGCAAGCUGGUCCUUGGUGUUGAUGUAGCUCGCCUUGAUGCUCCCUUCCUCCAAGUAGCUUCGGAUGAAGUGGUACCUCACCCGGAUGUGCUUGCUCCGUUCGUGAAAAACGGGGUUCUUUGCCAGGGCCAGAGUGGACUUGCUAUCCACCCUGAGCUUCACCGCUCCAGUAUCUCUGCCGAGGAGAUCACUAAGCAGUCGAGCAAGCCAGUGCGCCUGGGUCGAAGCGGCGGAGGCCGCCAUGUACUCGGCCUCGCAGCUGGACAGGGCCACCACCUGCUGCUUGACUGACUGCCAGCUAACAAGGCACUCGCCAAGGAAGAAGAGAAUCCCGCUCGUGCUCUUGCUGGUGUCGAUGUCGCCGGCGUGGUCGCUGUCGCUGUACCCGAUGAAGUGUGCCUUGCCAGGACACCUCGGGUAGUAGAGACCGUGGUUGAGAGUCCCCGCAACGUAGCGGAUGAUCCUCUUCACAGCCUGCUGGUGCUCCGUUGUCGGUCGCUGCAUGAACCGACUGACGUAGCCGACGGAGAAGGCCAAGUCCGGCCGUGUGUGGGUGAGGUAGCGAAGGCUCCCCACAAGACGCCGGUACUGUGUAGCAUCCACUUCCUCCGUCGUGCUAUCGCGGCUCAGCUUCAGUCUCUCCAUCGGAGUGAGAGUUGGGUUGCAAUCGGUGAGCCCAGCCAGCUCAACGACGCGCUUGGCGUAGGCGGUCUGUCGAAGCGUGAUCCCGGAGUCGUCCUGGUGCACCUCAAUCCCCAAGUAGAAAGAGAGAGGCCCCAGAUCACUCAUCUGGAAGGUGGCCUUCAUCUCCUCCUUGAACGCCGCGACCUCCGCAUCCUUGGUGCCGGUGAUCACCAAGUCGUCGACGUAGACACCCACCAGCAAGGCAUUUCCUCCAUUGCCCCGCCGGUAGAUGGCCACCUCGUGCGGGCUUUGCUCGAAGCCCAUCCCCUUGAGCGUGGAAUCCAACUUGGCAUUCCACGCCCUCGGUGCCUGCCGCAAGCCGUAAAGGGCCUUGUGCAGGCGUAGCACCUUGCCCUCCUUGCCGGGGAUCACAAAUCCCGGCGGCUGGUGCACGUAGACCUCCUUCUUCAAGUCGCCGUUCAGAAACGCCAACUUGACGUCCAUGUGAUGGACGCCCCAGCCUUCCUGAGCAGCCAGCGCAAGAAGGAGUCGCACGGACUCCAUCCGUGCCACGGGAGCGAAGGCAUCGUCGUAGUCGAUCCCCUCCUGCUGCACGAAACCGCGUGCCACCAAGCGAGCCUUGUGCUUGACGAUGGCUCCGGCUUCAUCCCUCUUCAGCUUGAACACCCACUUAAAGGGUGAUCGCACGGUGACCACGAGGGAGGUCAGCAAGCUCCCAGGUGUGGUUCUCCUGAAUCGCGUCCAUCUCCGACUGCAUCGCGGCACACCAUGCCACGUGUUUCUCGGCCUCUGUGAAAGACCGAGGCUCACUGUCGUCGCACGCAAGGUGCAACUGCGCCUCCAGGUCGCAAGGCACCAGUCCCGGCACCGGCUGGUCGCCGAGAAGAUCCUCCAUCGUACUGUACCGUAGCUGCUCGCCGUUGUGGUACGCGUCGAUGCGCUCCCUGUCGUGGGAGAGCGGAGUAGCGAACUCCACCAGGCUGCGCUCAACACGAGCUGGCGUCGGAGUAGACGUGCUCGGAGGAGUGGCUGUUGGUGCUGGAGGGCGUGGGGUCGCCGGCUGUGGUGGUGUCGGUGAAGAGCUCGUCGUAGUCGAAGUCGUGGCCCAAGAGUGUGUUGGUGUCGGAGUCGGUGGAGGCUCGGGGACUGGGGUAGACACGCUAGGUGAAGAAGAGCUGCCUACUCCCCCAGCUCCCUCGAAGUGGACGUACUCGACGGUGAAGUCGUCGUACGUCGGAGUCGAACCAUCGUCCACCGCCUUGUCCCAUACCCACCCUCGCCCUUUGUCGAACACUACGUCGUGCGCUGUGCGCACACGCUGUGUCUCCGGGUCGAGGAUGCGGUAGGCCUUCGAGCCCUCCGCGUAGCCGAUGAACACCCCUGGGGUGCUCCUGUCGUCAAGCUUGUCGAUGUGGCCAAGCUCCUUGACGAACGCGAGGCAGCCGAAGACCCGCAGGUGGGAGGCCCCCGGCUUGCGCCCAUGCCAAGCCUCAUACGGUGUCCUGCCAUCGAGGGCCUUGGUAGGCGAGCGGUUGAGGACGUAGACGGCCGUCACCACCGCCUCUCCCCAGAAGAUGGCCGGCAUCCCCCUCUGCUUGAGGAGAGCCCGAGCCAUCCCCACAACCGUCUGGUUGCGCCGCUCGACGACGCCGUUCUGCUGCGGGCUAUACGGCGCGGUGUAGUGGCGCUGAAUGCCCUCAUCAGCGCAGUACGACGCGAAUUCAGCCGCCGUGAAUUCGCCGCCGUUGUCGGUGCGCAGCACGCACAGCUUGCGGCCGCACUCCGCCUCUGCAGCAGCCUGCGCGUGCCGGAUGGCGUCCGCAGCCUCUCCCUUGCUGCCGAGGACCAUCACCCACAUGUAGCGGGAGAGGUCGUCGACGAGCAGCAGGAAGUAACGUCGUCCUCCUGGUGUGGCUGGUGUCACUGGGCCACACAAGUCCCCGUGCACGAGCUCGAGCCGCUCCUUGGCUCGGAAACUCGUCUGCUGGGAAAGGGGAGCCGCCUUUGCUUCGUUAGGACGCAGACGUCGCAGAGCUGCUCCACGUGGUCAAGGCACGGCAGGCCUCGCACCAUCUCCUUGGCACUGAGCCGCUUCAGGGCCUCAAAGUGGAGGUGCCCGAAACGCUCGUGCCACUGCCACGCCUCAUCGUCCCGACGAGUGGCGAGGCAUACUGGUUGUGCGACCUACGCGCUGAGGAUGUAUAGUCGAUUAGUGCCUCUGGUUACCUUGGCAAGAAGGCGACGGCGGCGAUCCCAAAUCCUCAUGACUCCGUGCUCGACCAACACGCGUGAGCCGUUCUCAUCAAGCUGUCCCACGCUGAUGAUAGAGUUUCUCAACGCGGGGAUGUAGUAGACUCCGGUGAGCAGCCUGUGCUCACCGGACUUGGCGGUGAAGGUGACGGAGCCGACGCCCUUGAUCUCCACGCCGGAGGCAUCCCCAAACUUGACGGAGCCUCGGACGCUGGAGUCAAGCUCGGUGAAGACCUCCCGCUGGCCAGUCAUGUGAUGGGUGGCGCCGGUGUCGAGGUACCACCCAUCAGCCUUGUCGUUGCUGGAGCUGUUGCAGAGGGAGACGAGCACCUUCGGCUCAUCAAGGUGGAGGAAAGCCGCUGCGGCCGGUGCCACUGGAGGUAGCUCGAUGCUUGCGUGUAGCAGCCAUGCUAGGGCAAGAGGGUGCUGUCCUAGAGCAUCCCAACAAACUGUCCUAGAGCAUCUCAACAAACUGCUGUCCUAGCUGUCCUAGAGCAUCCAAACUGAAAGUAGAGAUGCUGUCCUAGAAAGCUAAAAAGCAAGAAAAAGCACCACAAGACCAAGACCAACCAGCCAAGACUUAUUCCUACAUAGCAAUCGAGCUGGAACAAUGUAUGACUGAUAAUUUACUGCCGAUUCUUCUUUUCUGCUCACCAGGAAAAUCAGCCUUCAUAGUUUUAGCUAGACAGUGGAAUUAAUUGUGUGAACUCUACCUAUUACAUGGACGAGUUCAUGCUGAACAUGCUAUGUGAGAUACUUUGGAAAUAAUUUGGUGAAAAGAACUGGACUGUAACAAUCCGUAUGGUGACAGGACAUGUUUGCAAUGUUUUUCUUGCUUGAAGGCGAGACAAUAUACUCCUCCGUUUCUAAAUAUUUGACACCAUUGACUUUUUAAACAUGUUUGAUCAUUCGUCUUAUUCAAAAAAUUAAGUAAUUAUUAAUUUUUUCCUAUCAUUUGAUUUAUUGUUAAAUAUACUUUCAUGUAUACAUAUAGUUUUUCAUAUUUCACAAAAAUUUUUGAAUAAGACGAACGGUCAAACAUGUGCUAAAAAGUCAACGGUGUCAAACAUUUAGAAACAGAGGGAGUAUAUAAAUGCUGACAUUGUAGUAAACCACAUACAGAGUGCUCACUAUUGUUUUCAAUAUAGUCAUUCUCCCUUUUGCAGAGUUUGCUGACUUUUUCAUGACUUGAAAUAUACUAUAAAUUUUUGGUCAUUGGUGAAAGCUAAUGCAAUAUCAAGUCUUCCGUACUUUCUGCUUCCACGAACAAUGGAGAAGUUCCAGUGGCCUCGUCGAAUCACCUCAAGAGCUGCCAAGAUGAACAAAGUUACUCUGGAAUCCAGGCUUCCGAUGUUAGGGUGGAUGACGGUCUGAAGCCAUGCCAGCCUCAAGAUAAGGUUCAGACCCUGAAAAAAAAAAGGAUUCUAAUGUUCUGCAUGAUUGGAAAAUACCUUGUCAGAGACAUUGAAGUAGGAGCUCUCCACUACUUUAAGGUCAUGGAAUCAGAAGGAAGAGGAAUUGGCAGGAACCUUGUCAAAUUUCUUCAAAAUCUUCACAAACGCCAUCAUGUUUAAGCUCCUGCAGCAAGAUUGUCUUGUCAGUACGCGCAUAAAACCAAGCCAAGCAUUACAUGUCAGUUACACUUACCGCUUGUCGCCGCAUUUUGUACCGUUGGCGCUACCGCUCCUCCUCGACUGGCUUAGCAUGUCGUCGAACAGAAGCUCACGGAUGGCGGUGACGGUCCUCGUCGGCGUGGUCACCGGGAUGUUGAUCCUGACGCUUCUGCCUUGGCAGGUGACCGCCCUGCCUCCUGGGAGCGUCGUCCUCGGCCUGGUGUUGGCGGCUUCUUCUCUUGGCCUGCCAAGCCUCCCUGAAUCGCCCAAUUCUUGAGGGAUGGUGAGCUGAUCAUCGUCUCCUUCGUCAGGGCUCCUUGCAAUCAUGUCUUUGUACGUGCAGGUGUUAGCAGAAGAGAGAUGGAGACUGGAGAGUAUGUACGCACGUACCGUGGAGGAUGGAGCAGGAGACGGAGGGAUCCUCCGUGUCCGGCGGCGAGGAGUCGCCGCCGUUGCCGCAUCGGCGGCGGCGCCCGUCGCGCUGCUGCUCGGCGACGACGGCGGCCCGGAGCUCGGCGAGGAUCUGCAGCUGGCGGCGGAGCGACUCGCCGCGCUCCACGAACUCGGCCUCCUUCCGCUCGUAGAAGCGGUUCACCUUGUUGAGCUGCUCGUCCAGCCUCGCGAAGAAGGCCCUCGCCGCCUCGCCGUCCGCGAACCCGGCGCCGCCGUCCACGAGCUCCGUUUCGUACACCUCUCCGGCCACCGCGCCGCCGCCGCCGCCUCCGCCGCUGGCCAGCUUCCUAUGCACCUGCAUUGCAUUGCACACGUGCCAACAGCAGAACAGAUACAGUUAUUACUUUUACGAACACCCGUAACCAUGAAAAUUGCUGAAAAUUUCCCUUGAUGUUUA
Oryza sativa Japonica Group (Japanese rice) is the source of this 9212-nucleotide messenger RNA. The record is from RefSeq and is a predicted model, not a curated record. Lineage: Eukaryota; Viridiplantae; Streptophyta; Magnoliopsida; Poales; Poaceae.